This is a messenger RNA of Racocetra fulgida, 141 nucleotides long. The record is from the annotation of a GenBank genome assembly. Lineage: Eukaryota; Fungi; Glomeromycota; Glomeromycetes; Diversisporales; Gigasporaceae.
UUGAAAAUGAAUUUUUUGAUGAUAUUGUUGACAAAGCUUUAGAUUCAGAUAAAUUGCCACAAAAUACUGGCGAUUUUUUACCAUAUUUUGAAAAUACAACUACUGCAUUAAUGUUUAGCUGGAUACAAAAAAAUAGUAUUG